AUGGCAGAUCCCCUUAGCAUCAUCGCGUCCGCGCUCACCGUUGGCGCAAGUGCAGCGCAACUUUCGCUCGCUCUCUUCAGCGUAGUUCAGACACUCAAGAAUGCACCUCGAGAGAUAGCAGAAAUCGCGGAAGAGAUAUCCUUACUCGCGGAAAGUUUGCAAACGCUCGCAGAUAUUAUCCGUGCUCAUCAAACUUUGUGCAAGCCUGCACUUUUCAGAAAUACCCAGAAAAUCAUACUGCGGUGGAAGCAAGUAGAUGCGGAAAUAAAAAAACUCAUAGAUACGCCUCAAAAAUUGGCAGGUCUGAAGUGGUUGAUAAACAAGCCCAGGGCGAAAGGUCUACUCAAGAAGGUCGAAGGCAUCAAGACCGCCCUGAUUCUGGAAUUGAACAUCGUUCGUCUUGCAAGAGAAGAGGUUGUUCGGCCACCAGAAUACACCGAGCUGGACCCCGACGCCCAAGCCCGACCCAUCCCAAAGUCCAAUCGGUUCCGUAAGAUUGUGGAAAGUGCUGUCCAGGCAAACCGGCAAGUAGUUGAGAGUGCGCAGCAGGAAGAAGAUGAUUCCGAGACUGCCAAACGACACUACACCACCGCAGAAAUAGAUGUAUGGAAAGAAGGGUCCUUUGACACUGCUACAUGGCUCUACCAUUUCGUGUUUAGCUCAGAUGACGUAGAUCCUGCACCAGUGCCGGACCCGCGAACACGUCGGCUCCAUCAAGCAUCCGUCACCGAUGAAAGCACGGAGACAACUGCGAGAAGCGCUUACUCCUCUUCUGAAGACGGCAUUCAUAAUAACAGGCGAUUGUCAGGUCCAGAUGAAAAAGCCUUGAUUGUUUGGAGUAGACAGACAGAGCCUGCCCUAGUAGUAGACAGACUGCUCUCUUCAUGGACGACGCUCACAACCGACCAAAUCAGCCUUAGCUCCACCCGCCACGAUGGCGAUGACUGGAGGGAAGGGGUACUGAGGAUGUUGGAAGAGGCAAGAAAGGAGGACGAGCUAUCUUUUGCUCAGUGGGAACAGCAGAACACACCUGUCAGAUCCGAUGACGAAGAAUUCCAGAGCGCCGAAGAGGACAGUACUGUCGGUGUCAAUGUACCGACGUGGAAUUUCCGUGACAAUGUUCAACGCGCCCGAAAACGGAACACAAAGUCCUCUGAUCGUGCCAACCCAUGGGCGGACACAGAUGGAUACUCACCAACUUACACCGACGGUAGAUCCAAGCGAAAUGCUGAGGAGUCACAUGUGAAAUGGCAGGAUGCAACGCCAUCGAUCAGCCGGCCCACUCCACGUCCGCUUAGACAGAGGAGGUACACAGACAAACCGCGAUCUGUAGAUGCCGAAGCCAGAAGGCCUACAUCCAGAGUUCAUACGAUUCAUAGCGACCAAACGGACUCAGUUUCAAGCCCACCGAAUGAUGACUUCAACUAUAACAAAGCCACCUCAGGUUAUUUCAGUCCUUACGCACCUGGCUACCACCCGCCACCUGUCAGUUAUGGAUUUAUGCCACCUUGGCGAAACUCGGUACAAAGGCCACCAGUUCCACCAACCCAUCAAGAACCACCGAAACAAGCAUAUGUAUCAGCUGGUCGACACUGGUCAUACUCAUCGCCUCCUCCAAGUCCUCCACCAGCCACUGCCCAAAGUCCACCUUCACCUCCACCUCCACUUCCACCAGAUCCCGCUCAAUCGGUAGAAAAGAGUCUUACGGCGCCUGAGAUAGAAGCCAAAGAAAAUGCUGUUCUCGCCGCGGUAGAAAAGCUACUUGAAAAGCGCAAUCAAGAAUUACGAAUCGAGUAUGAGCAGCUACCAUUUUCGAAACUGGCGCAAAUAUUGCAAGAGCGCGAGGUUCAAAAUGAACGAGAACGAGCUAAUGCAGCAACUGAGGUGUAUGUCAAGCAACUGCAAGAGGCCCGUGAAAAAGAUGGUGAAACAAUGCAGCGACUUGAAAGCCUUGUAGCGGAUCAAAAAGCAGAGCAAAGGCGCAUGGAAAUUAUGUGGCAGGAAGAAAAGAAGGCUAUAGAAGAAAAGAACGCAAAGCAAGCUGAAUAUGUGAGAGCAUCGGCAGCGAAAGAAAUCGCAACAGCACAGUCGGCAAAAGAAGCAGCUCAGAUCGCUCUGAGUAUUGAGAGGCUGGAAGCAGAAAAGGAAGCACGCAAACGAGCUGAUGCCAUGGUAGUAGAAGAGAGGAGAAAGACUGAGGAAGGACACAAGUUACAGUUACGGCGGUAUGAAGAUCUAGUCCGUGGGUUGCAAGAGCAGCAAAAGUUGGACCAAGACAACGACCGGCCAUUUCGUCGCACUCGCAUCGCGGAGGGCAAUCGUAGUGUGGACGUGACAGAAUACGUGACUAGUAAACGAGCUUCUCCUCUGUCCUCGUCUUAUUCGUCGCUUCAAGAUGGCUUUGCGCGCCUGGAAAUGAGGUCGGAUAGGACAACAGACCAUUACUGGCCUCAAAGACGCCCCCGCCAUGAUAGUUUUCGCAGCUCAACAGCCUCUCUCCAGUCCUCGCGUACUUCACUGGGCAACACAAACAAUUCAGAUACGAAUUCAAGGUCUCAGCAGAUGAUCAUCUUCCCUAUCCAAUACGACAGACAUUCCCACAGAAUAGCCGAGUUACAGACCUCGCUGGCUGCAUUUGGAAUCAAUUCUGCUUUCGAAGAUCCCGAAGAACCACAGCUCUUGAACUUUGGUCAGCUCGUACCGUACAAGUACGAAGAUGCAGGUGAUCAGAUUGUUAGAAGCACCAUAUUCUGGGAGUCAUCCGCGCUUAGCUUAGGUAGUGAACUUUUGUUGGCCAUGAAGCAAGCCGGUUGGAGGCCAACAUACACUCGUAUAUCCGGAAAAGGACAGACUCACUAUCUAGGUAGUCAGCCCGUCCAUACCUACUUCUUCAGCCCUGACUACAAGCCGCAAUUUCGACCCUCAACAACAGCUCCAGGCAAGGAAUCCAUCACUAUACAAAAAGCUUUGAUCGAAGAGUACGCACUCAAGGAAUUGGGCUUCGGAUAUCAGACCAACGAAGCAGGAACAUACAUUCUUGAUGGCAGGUUGACAUAUAGCGACAUUGAAACACUCAUUGAACGUUCGUUCCUAAUGAGAGAAAACAAUCAUCGGAGAUUGCACCGGCCGCUGCAAUGGCACUACGAUAAAGAUCCCGAGGUACCCAUGAGUCCUUAUCCGGGCACGCAUACACCUUCGCUAUAUUCGGCCUCAUCUGUAUACUCCGGUGAGAAUUCUACAAUCUGCCAGGAUUCCGAAACGGAGACUCAGGGCAAGAAGAGCUCUUCCAUCUCUGAUGCCGAUCAUUCUGAUACUGGCGAUGUCAACAACUUUCUCGGCCCCCGUGCCAACAAGUCAAGGAGGUCGGAGACACCGUCUUCCGUGGCUUCACGGACUUCGAGGGCUUCGAAAUCGACAAACCCAUGGGGGCCUCUGUUCCAGGCGAAGACGGGUGCCUUGCGUAAAACACUAUCUAAAGCCUUCCCUAAGGGCAUAGAACUUGUGUAUCCUACCGCGCCGAUACGGUUGACACCCGCCGACGAAUCGUUCCUAGCAGGUAGCACGGGCAAAGAUGGCGAGGGCAAGGACGGAAAGGACGGAGAGGAGCAGGAGAUCGAUGCGUGGGCGUGGUGGAGGAGGAAAGGUUCAGGGGAACCAUACACAUACGAAGGCAUAGAGCAAGGUCUGGCUCAUAUCGCAAACGUGUUGAAGGAACAAGGUCCCUUUGACGGUGUCGUGGGGUUCUCCCAGGGCGGUGCCGCGGCAGCCAUGGUCGCGAGUCUACUCGAACCUAACCGUCGCGCUGCAUUCGAGAAACUUUACCCAGAAGGCGGCAUGAGGUUCCCAGAGUCUUUUGAAGAAGACACUGGCUAUGUUGAGGGAACCAUACAUCCGCCGCUGAAGUUUGCGAUCAGUUAUAGUGGCUUUGCAGCGCGUGGGAAGAACCCAUAUCACGCUUUCUAUGAGCCCAAGAUCAGCACACCGAUGUUGCAUUUUCUGGGCACACAGGACGUUGUAGUUGAGGAAGCAAGGAGUUUGGCCUUGGUCCAGGCUUGUGAACACAGCGAGGAGAAGUACGUUGUGUAUCAUCCUGGCGGGCACUUCCUACCGAGCACACAGAAGGCUAGCGUCAAUGCAUUGAUUGGAUUCAUCAAAGAAGUCCUGCAGGAACAGGAGGGCGGGGCAAAGAAGGAGGAGGAGAGUGUUGAGGACAUGGAUUGCUGCCGUCCCGAACACCACCACCACAAACGAAAUCACGACAUCACCAUGGCACAAGCAGGCAAAGAGAACAUCGCCGAUGGUCUGAUCGCGAAUGGCUCUUUCAAGGCCUCUACACAACCUCUGAAGAAAUUAGCGCCGUCACCAAAGAAAAAGACGCGUAGUAAAAGUAUCGGUCCCGGAGGCUUAGGGGAAUUGGAAGCACCUCCACUGAAGGAGACGGCUGGAAACCGCAGAAAGUCUGCUUUCAUCCCCGCCGUUAAGUCUAUCCUAGCCUCGAAUGAUGAGGACGAGAAGAAACGGCGCGAAGCCCGUCGCAAGUCUCUGGCAAGGCGACGCGUGUCUUUCGCCCCCGAAGCCACUUUACACACAUGGGACGUAGUCGAGUAUAUGCGCGAUGCGACCACCUCUUCUGCCUCAUCAGAGGCGACACGCAGAGCCUCAAACGUCUCACAAGCAUCGACACCGGCAUCGCCUGCCCCUCCUUCAGACCCCGCCGAACCUCCGUCAACGCCACCAGAACAAGCCGAAGAGCCUCAGCCAGAAUCUGGUUCGUCACCGGCAAGCGCGCGCGCUCAACACCAGAAGAAGAACCGUCGAAGUUCAGGUAUACCACCAAUGAACUUCAAUAACCCAGAUGACGUCUACUCCUCCAGCCCACUAAGUGGAGAUAAUGCUUCGCCUGGUGGAAAUGACAACGAGAGCAGCGACUCUGAGGAUAUGGAUAUUGAUGAUGCUACAGAGAACGUGGGUGUUUCCCCAGAAGUGGAGGACUCGUCCAUGAGCAGCGCUCGAUUGGAUGCUGCACUCCGAGAGGCUGCGAAUCUAGCAGGCACUCAGAAGCUGGAUUUUGAUGAUGAAGACGGAGACAUGACUAUGGAGAUUGCACAAGAUGAGGUUACUGCAUCUUUCAAGCCUUGGGCAAAGAAGAGCUUUGUCGCACAGUACGACAAGGAGAACGCAAGCCCUCUUUUCUCUCCAGCACGCACGGUAGCCGACGAGGACGACGACAUGAGCAUGGACAUCACACGUGCAGUGGGUCGCAUUGUACCGCCGCCGCCGCAACAACCACAGCAGCAGCAGCAGCAGCAGCAGCAGCAACAACAACAACAACAUUCUGAUGCAGCAAACUCGGACAUCGACGACGACAUGACAAUGGAUCUGACCAUGCCACUUGGAAGUAUACAGGCAAUGACAGCAUCAUACAAACCAGCAAACAAGAGGAAAAGUCUUAAGAGGAGAGUUUCCUUGCUGGAUGAUUCUCAGGGUAGCCCUGCAAAGCGCCCUGGAAGUCGGCGUACCAGUUUGCGAAAACGUCGACAAUCCGAAGAGCACGAUCAAGAAGACGCAACCAUGGACCUUACGAUGGCGAUCGGAGCGAUUAAGAAAGCGCCUCAGCCUGAGCCCGCCAGGCGUGCUAGCAUUGGAAGCGUUGUUGAUGAUGCGACCAUGGACUUUACCCUGGCCGUGGGAAGUAUCAAGAACGACAAGCCACAAGCGCAGGAAAUACAAGAAGAACCAGAAGAGCAGGACCUGGAGGAUGAGGUCGAGGACGAGGAUCUCUCCAUGGAAUUUACCAAGAUCGUUGGGCCAGGCAUCAGGCGUGCUAACAGUUCAGCAACAUCACCAGAGACACCUGCUGAUGCUACACCUGUUUCAGCAAAGAAGACGCCGACUCCGCGAAAAUCUCCAAAGAAGUCACCCGGUCGAAGAAGUUCCAUGCUUAAAGCCGAAGCCGAAAGCGCGCCUCAAGUAUUACAGGAGAUUACACCCAGUACAUCAGGAGAGGUGUCCUAUCCGAUCCUUGACCCUGGAACUCCAGAGAUUGUAAGGCAAAAAGAUAUUGAGGAGGUUGAGCCGUCACCGUUCGUGCGUCGAACUCCGCUGAGUGCCUUGAAAGAGAAAGACGCCCUUGCGACACCCACGAACCCGACACCACAGAGGACACCCAUGGCAAUCCCCGAGGACCCGAUCACAGCUACAAUCCUGGACCGACGCCGUUCUUCCUUGUCUGCAGUACAGUUCAGUCCUUUGAACGUACCACGCCAGGAACCUACUCUCAAGAGCACCGCACUCUUGAGCAACAACAUCAAGCUAUUGUCCACCCCCCGAAAGCAGACUUUGACAUCGCCGGUGAAGCGAGGGAUGACGCCAAAGAAGUCCCAGUCUCCUCAAAAACAGCCAACACCGACUCCCAAGAAAGCGACUCCCAAGAAAGCGACUCCCAGAAAGAGCAUGAGUCCGAUGAAGCGCGUUGCAUUUGGUGCAGAUCCGGAGCCGGAAGAAGAGAUCAAUGAUGACAACGAUGUAGCAGAAGACCUGUCGGACGUCGAGCGUAUCUCUCUACAAGAUUUUCUUGACAUGACAAAAAUUCGCUUCAUGGAUCUUAGUACGACCAAGCGACGCCAUACUGCUGCCCCUGCCGCUUUCCACGACGUGGAAAUAGAGGAGAAAGAAGAAUCUCUAGACCGAUAUGUCGUGGCUGGUGCUUGCACGCUACCCGAGUACGAAUUGUACCAACAUGCGUGUCACGAGAUGAAGAAGUAUAUCUCAGACGGUCGCCACUUCGUUCGUACUCUGGAAAACAAUGUUCUAGAGGAGAACCCACUGCUAUUCAGCGAGUAUCUCACUGCUCCCCCGGAUCAGCGCAAGGUCAUGGACAACCAAUUCAAGAAUCUCAAGACGAACGCGCGCCUCGAAGCUCGUGGAGAGUGGUACACAUGGCGAAGUACGCUAUUGCACGAUCUCAAAGCUGGUCUUCUCCACACCAUGGAUUGCUUCAACCACGACGAAUCUACCCUUCACAAGCAGGAGAAGCUUCUUAACGAUACUCUUCCGCCUUUAGUUGAGAGGAAGGAACAUCUUUCCGUUGAAUGUAAGCAAUUACAGCAGCGUCAUGAUGAACUCAACAGCUGUGACCGGGAAGAGCUAGAGCAAACAAGAGAGAAGCUCACGGCUACGGAUGCUGAGCUGGAGGAGAAGAAGUUGCUUCUGGCCCAACUUCAACAGGAGCUCGUCGACAAGGAGACACGCAUAGAGGCAGCCAAGAACCGUAAAGUCGAUUGCAUUGAAGAGAUCAGAGCAGCUGAACGCGUGCGGGAAGAGUGCCGUGGCUGGUCUACCAGUGAAGUCAGCAGUCUGAGAGCCAAACUCACCGCUCUUGAGCAGGCUCACGGCUGGUGCAUCACUUCUGCUUCUUCGACUAGCAUCACAAUGACACAUCUGAAUGACCUUGAACUGUACUUCGUACCAUCUGUCUUUGCCACCGGCGAGAAUACACCCAAUGGAUCUAUCUCGCUCGCCUACAUUGGUGAUUCAGCGACACCGCACCCUCGCUCCUUGACAACGAGCAAGCGCUUUUUCCUACAGCUCAUCCGCGCACAUCUCCAUGGCAUUCCUCAAUCACAAACCCGCAUCUCCUCACUCCUUUCUCUUGUCAAGAAUGCAUGGGCUACCGCAACUGCUGUUGCUGAGGGUGUUCGGUGGCUCGAGCACAGCUACAUCACCGAGGAAUCAAUCCUCUCGGAUGAACGCAUGGCAAUCUCCACAAAUUUGUUGCUGCCCACCCUCCAAACAAAGAUCAAGGCUACCUUCGAAGUCGGCGUCGGUCUUGGUAAGGAGGGCUUUGAGACUGAUGUUGAUAUCAAGGCGGAAGUUGUGUACGGCGAGAAAUACGGAGAGGAAAAAAUGGGCGCGUUCUUACGCGACUUUUGUGGCAAUGAGGUCAAAGACGAGAAAAGCAUGUCGGUUUGGGCAGAUGGUAUGCUGGAUCUUGCAGCGAGGUUGAAGAAGACUGGGCGGAAGGGAGAAAGGAAAUAG
Messenger RNA from Alternaria burnsii, 8037 nucleotides. RefSeq lists its product as uncharacterized. The transcript is spliced from 10 exons. The coding region runs from base 1 to 8037 and encodes 2678 amino acids. Gene Ontology annotation, biological process: protein localization to kinetochore; mitotic spindle assembly checkpoint signaling; mitotic sister chromatid biorientation. The record is from RefSeq and is a predicted model, not a curated record. NCBI's taxonomy places the organism in Eukaryota, Fungi, Ascomycota, Dothideomycetes, Pleosporales, Pleosporaceae.